Molecule: messenger RNA, 1026 nt
Organism: Hymenoscyphus albidus
Lineage: Eukaryota; Fungi; Ascomycota; Leotiomycetes; Helotiales; Helotiaceae
Source: the annotation of a GenBank genome assembly
AAACAGCAGCAUGCGCCUGUUCGGAGCAUGUACCAGCUGUACGAGUACCAGUACCAGUACCAGUACCAGUACCAGUACCAGUACUCCAUACCUGACCCUUAGGUCACUGUCAGCCUCGACAGCUGUCAACAUCGUCAUCUCAGAUCUCUCCCAGACGCGCUCUACAACUCUCAAUCACUCUUAGUAAUUACGCUAGACCAAGUCAAACAGCUACUCGAGUACACAUCAGCUUCGAUCAAUUCCUCUAUCGCAUCCUUCUUCACAAAAUCAACAUGGCCGGCCGAAGGGUAUUAGCUUUAUGUGCAACGUCAUUGGCACUUGUCACAGCGCAUGGGGGAGGCAAUAGCCAUCAAAAGCCAAUUCAGGUCGCUGAAGAUGCGGAUUGGGCGACGCGACACAUGGCCGGUACGUUCUCAAUCUGUUCUCUAUGACCUCUCUACGGGUUGGGCAGUCAUUAACAAUGGAGCAAUAGAGGAACAUCACAUCGGCAACUUCGAUCCAGGCGCAUUCUUUACCCUCCACGACUUUGACAGCAACGGCUUCUGGGAUCAGUCGGAAAUUCUGAAGUUCUAUGGCAUGGAGGACCCUAGCGCAAAGGAUACACCGCAGUCGAAAAAGGACGAGAUCGUGGACACGGUGAUGAGGCUGAUUGAUACGAACCAUAAUAAAAUCAUUGAGAAGGAGGAGUGGAUGAACUUCUGUGAAGGCUGGGUUGGGAAGUCCAAAGGACCACCAGGAAAACUGCCCGACUUUAGAACGGGUCCAGGACAUCACUGGGAUAUGGAGAUGGAGUAUGAGAUUCAUCAUUGGGAGAAGUAGGUUGUGCAAAUGAAGAAACAAGAUACGAUAUUGACGAGGAACAGGUAUCACGACGAGAACACGAAAGAAGAGGAUUUGAUCCAUCCGGAAGACAUUGAGCAUUUCAAGCAGCAUGACGACCUCGAAGACGAGGCCGAGAAGCAAGCAGCAGAGGACAGGCUCGCAAUCGUAGAACACAAUAUACCAGCAAAAUUCCGGAGGGAAUAA